CACGAAGCCUCUGAGAUGAAAUAACUUUUUUAGACGGUUCCUGCUAAAUUAACAAGCAUCUGUUUGCGGAUUGAAACAUCUCCAAUCAAUCGAAUGAUAGCAGGGGUGUCUCUGAAAUGGGCCCGGUACCCUUAACGCUCCUGCUUUCCAUCUCAGCACUGGCUGUGUUGGGGUCCACCACAGUGGACGAUCCCACAGGUGACUACACCUGGCCACAGAGAAAAAUACCACUGGUACAAGAGAAGCAAACCGUGCACCUAGAAAGUUCAGAGUUUCUGGCCAAGCCUCAAAAUGAUCUUCACGGAAUAUGUGGCAUCGAGUGCCAGCAGCGUCUCCCGGAGCCCAGUCUGGAUGAUCUGGAGCAGCUACUGUCCUAUGAGACCAUGUAUGACAACGGGACACGCACACUCACGACUGUCACCGUACAAGACCUAAAUGUGAGCAACGACUGGACAGGAGCUUCUCAGUUGCACACUCGGCACAGACGGGAGGUCUACGGCACAGAUACACGAUUUACCAUCACCGACAAGCAGUACUCCAUGAAGUAUCCCUUCUCCACUUCUGUGAAGAUCUCCACGGGAUGUUCUGGGGUGCUGGUGUCUCCCAAACAUGUCCUGACAGCAGCUCAUUGCAUUCACAAUGGUACGGACUACCUGGAUGGGGUACAGAAACUCAGCGUUGGUGUGUUGAAAGAGCGCUCACGGCGUAAGAAUGGACGGAAAGGGAAGGGACGGAAAGGAAAAGGCCAGAGAAAGCACGAGGAAGAGGAAGUUGAUGAAAAUGGAGAGAUUGUAGAGAAGCAGCAAGAGCGUAAGAGCAAAGGUAAAGGCAGGAGGAAUCGGAGCCGUCGUAGUACUGACUCAGAACAGCCCUCAUUCCGAUGGACAAGGGUGAAACAGAUGCAGGUGCCGAAGGGAUGGUUUAAAGGCAUCUCUGAAAAUGUUUUAGCUGAUUAUGAUUACGCCGUCCUGGAGCUUAAGAGAGCACAGAAGACUAAAUUCAUGGAUCUUGGAGUCAUUCCCUCUGUCAAGAAGUUGCCUGCUGGUAGAAUCCACUUCUCUGGUUUUGAUGAUGACCGACCAGGCAACUUGGUGUACCGUUUCUGCUCUGUGUCUGAGGAGUCCAACGACCUGCUGUACCAGUAUUGUGAUGCCAAGCCUGGCUCCAGUGGCUCGGGUGUCUACAUUCGCCUCAAAGAACCAGGCAAGAAGAAGUGGAAGCGUAAGAUCAUUGGGGUGUUCUCAGGUCACCAGUGGGUGGAUGUUAACGGGGGGCAGCAGGAUUACAACGUGGCUGUCCGAAUCACUCCUCUAAAGUACGCACAGAUCUGCCGGUGGGUCCAUGGAGACUCCAGCCAGUGUCGGGACACCUGAGAGACUCUGUCCCAGCUCCCACCAACACUUGUGCCUCCCAUCCGUGCCCUACACAAACUGCUGCAUUCAACAACACUAGGAACUAAAACAUUCCUACCAUUGAACUUUUCCAAGCUAUUUUGAUACCUUAAUUUAUUUUAUUAGACAACUUUUGUUAGGAAUCAGAUAGAGAGAAUGUAUUUCUAGAUUCUGCUGUCCUAAACGAGAACUAAUUCUGUCCUAAUCUGUCGUUUUGAAUUAGAAAAUGUACUUCGGUCAGUGUUGUUUGCUAUGGGAGGCAGUUGUUUUGUCUGGAUAUCUUGUAGUAGAGAGCUAAAUCUGAUGACCAGUUGACACAAGAAAAGCAAACACCUUUUUUUCUUAGAGAAGUUUUCAUUUUUAUUUUUGGAUUGUUUUCUUUUCUUUUUGAUUUGAAGAAGCAGUAUCAAAGUACUGGUGUUCUUUGAAAUGGUUUUAUCUUGUUAUCAUUAUUAUAAAUGUUAUGAUCGUGUGCCUUUGAUAGUAUAUAAGCUGUCUUAAUGGGCUUAUACAGUUGGUUCUGCCUUUAGUAUCACAAUGCAGGCAGUUAGAGGUUUAACCUCCUGAUUUAAUGUCCUUGUUGACGUUUGGUGCUAAUUUAAUUUUAAGAUAUAAAACAUUUGAGGACCUGUCGGAGUAACAGCCUACUGUAGAACUGUAAGUAUGUAUUUAAUGUAAGGCUCAUAUUAUGAGUUUCAUUCUCAUGUUGUUCUUAUUUGAAAAGAAUUACACAGGGUUAUUUAAAUUUAGGUCAAUGUUAACUGUCAUUGUAAUUGCUAAAAGAGAACGCCUUGUAGCUUAAUAGGUAAUACAAAUGGAAAAUCUUAAUAUAAAAUUGAUUUUCUCAAA
Danio rerio (zebrafish) is the source of this 2240-nucleotide messenger RNA. RefSeq names its product serine protease 35 (gene prss35). Gene Ontology annotation, biological process: proteolysis. Gene Ontology annotation, cellular component: extracellular region. Lineage: Eukaryota; Metazoa; Chordata; Actinopteri; Cypriniformes; Danionidae. Gene Ontology annotation, molecular function: serine-type endopeptidase activity. The record is from RefSeq and is marked provisional.